GAAGAAAAAACAGGAAGUAACAUGGCAGCAAGCGUAAGUGUCAAACAUGGACUGUCGUUUGGCAAACACUCAUUGUUUUUCACUGUCCAAAGAAAAACACCUCCCGGCAGUGCGUGUGCUCAAAGAGCGGCAGAAAUUCGGAGUGUGAGAGCCGCAGCCAGCGCAACGGUUCAACAUAACGAGAAGUUCUGUUUGGAGCUGGUCAGGUCCAGGGACUACGAGGGCUUUGUGUGCUCCCUUCUGCUGCCAGAGGGGGCGCGCCGCUCCGCCCUGGCUUUGAGGGCCUUCAACGUGGAGCUAGCACAGGUGAAGGACUCUGUCUCACAGAAGAGCCUUGGUUUAAUGCGAAUGCAGUUUUGGAAGACAGCCAUAGAAGACAUCUACAGAGACAACCCCCCAAACCAGCCAGUCAGUAACGAGCUGUGGAAGGCAGUGAGGAGGCAUAAGCUGACAAAGAGAUGGUUGUUGAGGAUCAUAGCAGAGAGAGAAAAGGAUCUGGAUGACAGACCAUACAGAAACCUACAGGAGCUGGAGUCAUAUGCCGAGAACGCACAGUCGUCUCUGUUGUACCUGCUCCUGGAGUGUUUAGGGGUGAAAGACGUCCAUGCGGACCAUGCGGCGAGUCACAUCGGGAAGGCGCAUGGCAUUGUGACGUGUCUUAGAGCGACUCCUCAUUACAGCAGCCGGCGCAGAGUUUACUUGCCCAUGGACAUCUGCAUGCUGCACGGCGCUUCCCAGGAGGACUUCAUCCGCGGUAGCCGCGAGCAGAACGUCCGGGAUGUGGUGUAUGAUAUUGCCAGUCAGGCACACGUUCAUCUGCAGAAUGCGCGAUCGUUUGGGCGCAGCAUCCCGGCAGCUGCGACUGCGACCUUCCUCCACACGGGUUCACGAGGAAACAGUGAUGUCCGUGAUCCAAAGCACAUAUUUUAUAUUUGAAAAUCUCAUGGCACACCACCAAACAACAAUGGCAACAGGUGGAUACACAGGUUAAGUACCAUAUUUUACAAACUGUAAGUCAAUCCGGAGUAUAAAUCGAAUUAGUAAAAAAAAAAAAUGUCAUGAAGAGGAAAAAAAAAAACAAUCCUGAUCCAAAUCUUAGACCUAGAAUUUGCAUUUUGCACAUUUGGAUCUUAAUAAGGUUUUAAGUAGACCUACAAUAUGCAAAAGCAAGAAGGGGGAGUGAGACAAAAAACAUUUGGAACUUGUAAAACUGAAAUAGGUUGUUUAUCACCUGAUCGAAAGUUUAAGACCACAGGCUAUAAAAGGCAAAAUCUGCUCAAAAUUGUCAUUUUCUGUCAGGCAUUCACACUGUCAUGCCCUCCUGAUGGCAUGAAGAUAGAAGAUAGAAGAAGCUUUCUCUUUUUGAACGUGGUGGGAUUGUGGAGCUGCUUAAGCAAGGCCUCUCGCAGCGUGCCAUUGCUGCUGAGGUUGGGUGCAGUAAAUCAUAAGUAAGCCAUUCUACAUUUUUUUAAAGAUCCUGAGCAUUAUGGAACAAAAAAGUCAAGUGGUAGACCCCAAAAAAACUCACACCUGCGCUGAGCCGGAGGAUCCGAUUGGCUGUCCAUCAAGACGCAGGGCGGUCAUUGACCCAAAUUAAGGCCCUUACUGCUGCCGACUGCAGCGCAAUAACCAUCGGACAACAUCUGCGGGAAAAGGGUUAAAAAAACAAAAAAGGAAUUCAAAGACCUCGUCUCCUUCAACGCCACAAAACUGCCCCUUUAGACUUUGCCAAGGAGCAUCAAACAUGGGACAUUGAAAGGUGGAAAAAGUUUUAUUCUCUGAUGAGAAAAAAUGUAACCUUGACGGUCCAGAUGGCUUCCAACAUUACUGGCAUGACAAGGAGAUCCCACCUGAGAUGUUUCUUACCCAGCACAGUGGAGGGGGGUCCAUCAUGAUUUGGGGUGCUUUUUCAUUCAGUGGAACACUAGAGCUUUGGGUAGUGCGGGGUCGUCAAACGGCGGCUUACGUGCAGAUGUUGCAGCGGGCAUCCCUCAUGACUGAGGGCCGUGGUAACAGCUGGGUUUUUCAACAGGACAACGCUGCAGUUCACAAUGCUGGCUUGACCAAGGACUUCUUCAGGGAGAAUAACAUCACUCUUUUGGACCCUCCUGUAUGUUCCCCUUAUUUAAAUCCCAUAGAGAACAUUUGGGGAUGGAUGGCAAGGGAAGUUUAUAAAAAUGGCCAUCAGUUCCAGACAGUUGAUGCACUUCGUGAAGCCAUCUUCACCACUUGGAGCAAUGUUCCCACUAGCCUCCUGGAAACACUCGCAUCAAGCAUGCCCAAAGCAAUUUUUGAAAAGAACAGUGGAGAACAAGAAAUAAAGUGGAGCUACUACUGAGAGCCUUUUUUUUGUUCCGGUUUGGAGAGUUUUUUGUUAUGUUUUGAGCGAUGGUCUUAAACUUUUGAUCAGCUGAUAAACAGCCUAUUUCAAUUUAAUUGUUUUCAUUAAAUUACUUUUUGUCUCUCUCCCCAUUCUUGUUUUUGCAUAUUGUAGCUCUACUUAAAACCUCAUUAAGAUCCAAAUGUGCAAAAUGCAAAUUCUAGCAAUUUUUCAACUGGUCUUAAGAUUUGGCUCAGGUCCGUACAUCACUGUACUGUACACACUUAAACCAACACAACACC
Dunckerocampus dactyliophorus (ringed pipefish) is the source of this 2622-nucleotide messenger RNA. It is a transcript of the gene ndufaf6, whose product is annotated as NADH:ubiquinone oxidoreductase complex assembly factor 6. Gene Ontology annotation, cellular component: mitochondrion. The record is from RefSeq and is a predicted model, not a curated record. Lineage: Eukaryota; Metazoa; Chordata; Actinopteri; Syngnathiformes; Syngnathidae. The transcript has 9 exons. Bases 22 to 936 code for a protein of 304 amino acids. Gene Ontology annotation, biological process: mitochondrial respiratory chain complex I assembly; biosynthetic process.